UUCCUCCCCCUUCCCCAAAGCACCCAAAGCUAUGCUCACCCAUCUCUCUUAACAUGCAUCCUUCUCUGCUUCCUCUGUUCCUCUUCCUCUUUACUUUUCCAGAAUUCAGUACUUCAUCAACAACCUUCACUUUUGUGAACAAGUGCAAGUACACAGUGUGGCCAGGCAUCCUCUCCGGCGCAAGUAGCUCACCAUUAGCCUCCACCGGCUUCGAGCUCGCCACUGGCGCCUCCCGCUCCUUCCAAGCCCCCAUCGGCUGGUCCGGCCGCUUCUGGGCCCGCACCGGCUGCUCCUUCGACGACUCCGGCAAGUUCUCCUGCACCACAGGCGAUUGCAACUCUGGCCAGGUGGAAUGCAGUGGCUCCGGCGCGACCCCACCUGCCACCCUUGCUGAGUUCACCCUCACCGGCCCCUCCGCCGUCAAGGACUUCUAUGAUGUGAGCCUUGUGGACGGGUACAAUCUUCCGAUGAUUGUGCAGAGCCAUGGCGGCUCUGGUGAUUGCGCUACGACUGGCUGUGUGGUUGAUCUUAAUCAACUUUGUCCGGCGGAGCUGAAGGCUGAUGGCGGCCAUGCUUGCAAUAGCGCUUGUGAAGCGUUUGCAAAGCCGGAGUUUUGCUGCAGUGAUGCUUACUCUAGUCCGGCGACUUGCAAGCCUUCCAGCUACUCCGAGAUCUUCAAGUCAGCUUGCCCUAAAUCUUAUAGUUAUGCCUAUGAUGAUGCUACCAGUACCUUCACUUGCUUGAAUGGAGAUUACACUAUCACCUUCUGCCCUGUUUUCACUCUCCCAAGGAUCAAACUAUUCUUCAGAGGUUAUGCAAAUGUCACAGAAUUGAUAUCAGAAAAUGAGUCUUGGCUUGCAAUAGCAGCAGCCAUGGGAGAUGCAAACACAUUCAGAAGUGUCCCAUUACUUUGGUUUGGUUUCUACAUGGUUCUCAUCACUUCAUGCUUCAUCCUGAAGUUUCUAUAAUAUUUCGCGUCGUCAAUUCUUUCUUUACCUUACCAAGGUUUUGCAGCUCUUGCUAAUGUUUCCUGUUUUCUAUCCAAGCUAAAAACAUGUGGUUAAAAUGAUUUGAUGAUCACAUUUCAGUGUCACCAUUAUUGCUUUUAUGAUGAUUAGGACUACUAGUUAUGAACUUUAUGCAAAAGCAACAAUGAAAUGGUGAGCUGUUCACUUGUCCAUUUUGCUAAGUUUUGAAGGUUUAAUAUACUGAAUGCUAUGAUCUCUUGGGUCCAUGUUACAUUUA
Molecule: messenger RNA, 1245 nt
Organism: Dioscorea cayenensis subsp. rotundata (Guinea yam)
Lineage: Eukaryota; Viridiplantae; Streptophyta; Magnoliopsida; Dioscoreales; Dioscoreaceae
Product: thaumatin-like protein 1
Exons: 3
Coding region: 54-968 (304 amino acids)
Biological process (GO): defense response
Cellular component (GO): extracellular region
Source: RefSeq, a predicted model, not a curated record